Molecule: messenger RNA, 5032 nt
Organism: Ctenopharyngodon idella (grass carp)
Lineage: Eukaryota; Metazoa; Chordata; Actinopteri; Cypriniformes; Xenocyprididae
Product: inositol-3-phosphate synthase 1-A-like
Exons: 10
Coding region: 2509-3990 (493 amino acids)
Biological process (GO): phospholipid biosynthetic process; inositol biosynthetic process
Cellular component (GO): cytoplasm
Molecular function (GO): inositol-3-phosphate synthase activity
Source: RefSeq, a predicted model, not a curated record
GCGCACAAUUUAGUAAAAACGAGGGAACGAAUUAUAUUGUGCGCACAAUUUAGUAAAAUGAGGGAACAAAUUAUAUUGUGCGCACGAUUUACUAAAACAAUGGAACAAAUUAUUAUAUCGUGCGCACAAUUUAGUAAAACGAGGGAACGAAUUAUAUUGUGCACACAAUUUAGUGAAACAAUGGAACUAAUUAUAUUGUGCGUGUGAUUUAUUAAAAUGAGGGAAUUAAUUCUAUUGUGCGCACAGUUUAGUAAAACCAGGUAACGAAUUAUAUUGUGCGCACAAUUUAGUAAAACGAGGGAACAAAUUAUAUCGUGCGCACAAUUUACUAAAACAAUGGAACAAAUUAUUAUAUCGUGCGCACAAUUUAGUAAAACGAGGGAACGAAUUAUAUUGUGCGCACAAUUUAGUAAAAACGAGGGAACUAAUUAUAUUGUGCGCACAAUUUAGUAAAACCGAGGGAACAAAUUAUAUUGUGCGCACAAUUUAGUAAAAUGAGGGAACAAAUUAUAUCGUGCGCACAAUUUACUAAAAUGGAACAAAUUAUUAUAUUGUGCGCACAAUUUAGUAAAACGAGGGAACGAAUUAUAUUGUGCGUGUGAUUUAUUAAAAUGAGGGAAUUAAUACUAUCGUGCGCACAGUUUAGUAAAAGGAUGGAACAAAUUAUAUUGUGCGCACAAUUCAGUAAAACAAGGGAACUAAUUAUAUAGUGUGUGCAAUUUAGUAAAAUGAGGGAAUUAAUUACAUUGUGCGCACAAUUUAGUAAAACGAGGUAAGGAAUUAUUAUAUUGUGCGAGGGAACAAAUUAUAAUAUCAUGUGCUUGCUUUAGUAAAAUCAGGGAAUUAAUUAUUGUGUGCACGAUUGAGUAAAACAAGCUAAUUAUUAUAUUGUGUGCACAGUUUAGUAAAAUGAGGGAAUAAAUUAUAUUGUGCGCGUGAUUUAGUAAAACGGGAACAAAUUAUAUUGUGCAAGGGAAUAAAUUAUUAUAUUGUGCAUGUGAUUUACUAAAACGGGAAACGAAUUAUAUUGUGCGCACAAUUUAGUAAAAAGGGGACAAAUUAUAUCGUGCGAGGGAACAAAUUAUUGUUGUCACGGAACGAAUGUAGAUGAAUGCAGAUUUAUAAUAGUAAACAGGGUUUAAUUCAACAAGCAGGCAGAUACGUAACAGUGUGCUCACACUCAAACAAUAACCAACAAUGAACACAGGCAGGAACUUAAAUACACAGAUAAUGACUACUAAAUGGAAACAGCUGACAAGACUUGACUAGUUAGAAACCAUAGAGACUAACGAGGACUAAUGCAGACAAGACAGGACUGAAUUAAACUGAACAUGUGACAUUACGUCCCCUCGGAAAGGCGCAUCCUUGUGCCGUGACAAACAAAGAAUCUGAAGAGGAAAGAGGGCGGAGGCUUUGGUGUAGGGCGUGGAGCUGGUGACGGACAGCAGCCUGGGGUAGUUGGCCACGGGCACCAUGGUGGAGUUGACGGUGGGAGGAGCCAGGGUGGAGUCCUGACUGCAGGAGCGGACAGAACCCUGGGACCGAUUGACGGAGGCGGAACCAUGGUGAGUGGAGGCACCGGCGGAACAUCGCGGCUGAUGGACCUGGGCGACAUCGCAGGCCUGGAAGCCUGGCGCUGAGCUGCUGGUUCGCGGGAGGCGACGACGGGGACUCGGAUGACCAGGGCGAGCACAACGGGGAGGUCGGAGGAAGGGAGGAGCCCGAUGAUGCUGUAGGGGUGCAGGAUUCAGGCGCAGCUGGAACCCCGGAAGUCCGUAGCGGAAGCGGAGCGUCGACCACCUGAGGCCGACCUGGAGUGGCGAGUGAGCCCAGCGGAGCAUCCGGACAGGAGGCGAUGAGGAAGUGGUGAGCCGAGGCGAUGGUGACGGGCUGACAGGUUGAGGUGGAGACGUGGGCCUGGAGGCCUGAAGUGGAGGCGGGGACUCGGCCUCAAGCUGAGGUGGUGGAGGUGAAGCCCGAGGCGAGGAAGAGAAGCCGCACGGAGUGAGUGGCUGGGGCAGAGCCGAGGAGCUUGACGAUACCAGUGGUGCCAACGGAUCCAGGGAGCUGACCGUGACCAGUGAUGGAGACGGGAUCAGGAAGUCAGGCAGGGAUACAGGCUAAAGAAGAUUUCUAGACGGGAGCAUCCAAAUAGACAGACGGGACCGGCGAAGACGAGGAGGAUUCGAGGGUGGGGACUUGGGUGAGAAUUGGAUCCGCGGACCACAGAUCGAUGAGGUUCAAGUCUGCUCCUGGAUCUGCGGUGGAUUUACCAGCUUGUGUCAACUCCGGGGCUUCGAUGUUCUCUGGCUCUGGUUUUGGAACGACCUCAGUGGGCGCCUCGGGCUCGCUGGCUGUGAGGGAAAGGCCGCCAUUCCAGAAGCAUCCAGGCCAGGUACCCCAGAUACAGCCUGCUUUCUGGGAUGAUGAGAAGCCGUAGCACUGGUGACGCCGUCCAGCACUGAGUUCACCUUCCGCACCGAGAGGACGGUGCCCAGGCUGGGUGUGAUGCUGGUGGGAUGGGGUGGGAAUAACGGGACCACGGUCACAGCUGCUGUCCUGGCCAAUAAACUGGGUCUGACCUGGAAAACCAAAACCGGUGUGAAGAAAGCAAAUUAUUACGGCUCAUUGCUGGAAUCUUCCACGGUGUGUUUGGGAUCCGGACCUGACGGAGAGGUUUACGCUCCCUUCAGAGAUCUGCUGCCGAUGGUGCAUCCAAAUGACAUCGUUUUUGAUGGCUGGGAUAUCUCAUCUCUGGAUCUGGGCAGAGCCAUGGAGCGCGCUCAGGUUCUGGACUGGAGCCUGCAAGAGAAGCUCCGCCCACUCAUGGACCAGCUUAAGCCCAGACCCUCCGUCUACAUCCCAGAAUUCAUUGCUGCCAAUCAGGAGCUCAGGGCUGAUCAUCUAAUCAGAGGAACCAAAGCAGAACAGGUGGCACAGAUCCGCAGAGACAUCUGUGACUUCAGGCAGAAGAGUGGCAUUGAUAAAGUCAUCGUUCUCUGGACCGCAAACACUGAGAGAUUCUGUGACGUCAUUCCAGGCGUCAAUGACACUGCGGAGAACCUGCUGAACACCAUUGAGACGGGAGGGGAAGUGUCUCCUUCCACCAUGUUUGCGGUGGCCAGUAUUCUGGAGGGUUGUGCGUACAUUAAUGGAUCCCCGCAGAACACGUUUGUGCCCGGAGCCGUGGAUCUGGCCAUCCAGCGCGGAGUCUUCAUCAGUGGAGAUGACUUCAAAUCCGGCCAGACUAAACUCAAAUCUGUUCUGGUGGACUUCCUGGUCAGUGCGGGAAUCAAGCCAACUUCUAUAGUGAGUUAUAAUCAUCUUGGCAACAACGACGGGCUCAAUCUGUCGGCGCCACAACAGUUUCGAUCUAAAGAGAUCUCAAAGAGUAACGUGGUGGAUGAUAUAGUGCGGUCCAACCCGAUACUGUACCAGCCUGGAGAGAAACCUGACCACUGUGUGGUUAUUAAAUAUGUGCCCUAUGUGGGCGACAGCAAGCGUGCGAUGGAUGAGUACACCUCCGAGAUCAUGAUGGGCGGAACCAACACCAUCGCAAUGCACAACACCUGCGAGGACUCUCUGCUGGCCAGUCCCAUUAUCUUGGAUCUGGUGAUCCUGACAGAACUGUGUCAGAGAAUCACAUUCUGCACUCGGGAGGAUCCAGUUUUCCAGAGUUUCCACAGCGUCCUGUCGCUGCUCAGCUUUCUCUGUAAAGCCCCUCUCGUGCCACAGGGGGCGCCGGUGGUCAACGCGUUCUUCCGGCAGCGUGCGUGCAUCGAAAACGUCAUGAGGGCGUGUCUCGGCCUCCCGCCUCAGAAUCACAUGCAGCUGGAACACAAGAUGGAGAAGAGCUUCAUGCAUUCAGAGGAAAACCACAUCCAUCAUCCUGUCCUCAUCAACGGAAAGAUCGACCACAUCAGUGCUUAUCAGUCGGCCAAAUACAUUGAGAUUAAAAGUCAUGAGAAGAUGCAGCACUCAGUCUCAUAGAAACCUUCAUAUUGGAGCAUGAAAACAAACCAAUACGUAAAUGUUUAUUACUGAGUACACUGUUUUAGGUAGAAUUAUGCAUUACUUCAGUCCUUUACUAAUGCACAUCCUUAAGUGAUUUUUGGAUAUGCAUUUGACAAUGAAAAUAUGAAUGGCUUCUGUUCUUGUUUAGUGAGUACUGUAUUUCUGGAUGAAAUAUUCAUCUGUGUUAUCUCAACCAUGGAAUUUUUCCCAGGUUUUGCAUAUUAAUACACUGAAAACCACCAGUUUUUGUUGGUUAAACAAAAUGAAGAAAAAACACCAUUCCUGAAAAGUGAGAAUAGUUGCAUUUAGCAAAUAAAUGCAGUAGAAAAUGAUGAGAGUCAUUGGGUUGAGUCAUUUCAGGACGUGUUUUUGUUUUUAUACUAUAUAUAAAUAUAGUACAAAACUGGGGUCUGCAAGGGAGUGACGGGGAAAGUUUAGAGAAAAUUUGUAAUAAAUAAAUAAUCAGAUUCAAAUAAAGAACUAAAGAUUAUUCAAAUAAAAAAAAUAUUGAUCUAUUAAAUUAAGUUGAUUUAAAAUGAUUAAAAGAAAAAUAUAGUAAUUACAAAUUUUUUUUUUUUUUUUACAAAUACACAAAUUAACCUAAGAAAAAGUACAUCAUCGUAAUAGUUUUUUAGUGUAUAAAUUGGGUGUUUAUAAAAGAUGCCAUUUAAAUUUUAGGAUGAUUCACUAAUUGGCUACUAAUAUUCUGAUUUAAUAGAUUUAACAACUAUUUUUGCUUUACAGUGACUAUUUUAGUUUUAUUUACCAAAACCUUUCUGUUUUCCUGUUUUUUCGUGGUCCAUAAAUGACUAAAUCAAAAGACAUUUCUCAUUGCUUUUGUUCUACCAUUCAAUACAAAAGUGUUCACCCCCUUGUUCUGCUUUUUGUGAAAUUAGUCUGUUUUCAGCCAUAAAAGAAUAAAGUUUUGCAAAAUGUUCUAAAUUACAGUUUGCAUAAAUCAUACUCUGUAAACCUCUGUAACACUGUAAACAAUAAAUACUGAUGCACAGAAAAGGUC